Molecule: messenger RNA, 734 nt
Organism: Ornithorhynchus anatinus (platypus)
Lineage: Eukaryota; Metazoa; Chordata; Mammalia; Monotremata; Ornithorhynchidae
Gene: DYNLT5
Product: dynein light chain Tctex-type family member 5
Exons: 4
Coding region: 6-524 (172 amino acids)
Biological process (GO): microtubule-based movement
Cellular component (GO): cytoplasm; cytoplasmic dynein complex
Molecular function (GO): dynein intermediate chain binding
Source: RefSeq, a predicted model, not a curated record
CAAAGAUGUCAGACCCCACCAGAGACAAAGCAGCCCGCUUGUUAAAGAAAAGAGGGAGCGUGUCGUCUCUAAGCAGCCAAGAGUUCAAGGUGAAGAGCAAAGAUUCCAUGAGCACCACGUCCUAUGCAGAUGAACCCGGAUCUGCCGGAGAUGGCUCCCGCCCUGCUGUUUUCUUGGAAAACACAUAUCAGUUGGGCCCUACCCGACGCUUUCCUGUGGGCCACGUCAACCUCAUUCUGAAAGAUGUGCUGACCACAUACCUUCAAGAAGAAAAAUACGAAGCGGAACUCAGUCGGCAAAUGGCAAAAACCCUUUCUGAGGUGGUGAAAGCGAGAGUGAAAGACCUGCUCAUCCCCAGGUACAAGAUCAUCGUGCUGGUGCACAUCGGACAAGUCGGCGGCCAGAGUCUGCUCAUCGGAAGCAGGUGCCUCUGGGAUCCCACAAACGACACGGUCUCGUCGUACGCGUUCCAGAACAGUUCUCUGUUUGCCCUGGCCAGCGUCUUCGGGGUGUACUGUGAGUGAGGGGCCGGAAAGCCCCGGGGCCCUGGAGAAAAACUCCGGCCGGCUCGGGGAGAGGAGUCGUGCGCGUCAGGCUCGUGCUGUAGACAACGCUCGGGAACAAGCCGCCCCCUCCGUCGAACGGCUGGGAGAAUCCCGUCGGCCGUUGGCAUUUGCACUGGGAAGUAGUCCUGGGGAAGGAGAGGGGCCUGGUGGAAAGAACCUGGGACUGGA